This is a messenger RNA of Fonsecaea pedrosoi CBS 271.37, 1701 nucleotides long. RefSeq lists its product as uncharacterized. The transcript is spliced from 2 exons. NCBI's taxonomy places the organism in Eukaryota, Fungi, Ascomycota, Eurotiomycetes, Chaetothyriales, Herpotrichiellaceae. Gene Ontology annotation, biological process: protein N-linked glycosylation; protein O-linked glycosylation; cell wall mannoprotein biosynthetic process. Gene Ontology annotation, molecular function: alpha-1,2-mannosyltransferase activity. The coding region runs from base 1 to 1701 and encodes 566 amino acids. Gene Ontology annotation, cellular component: membrane; Golgi apparatus. The record is from RefSeq and is a predicted model, not a curated record.
AUGGAUCCAUCCUAUUUCACGACGCCGCCAGGUCAGCGACUCCAAUCCCUCAGUCUGCCCUCGUCUGUCACCGCCGUCAACUCGGGCUCCAGCGCUGCGAGUGCCAGUUCCUCUUCACGCGCGCACGUCUUCACCCGCGUUGCUACGCGUGAGUCAUCUUUCUUGAGCCAAGUCUCCUCUCUCUCGUCCCUCAGGAGGCCCGACGAAAGUGCACACGACUCGCCCGUUCACAGCUCAAACUACGCUACUUGCCUACGCUGGCCGAACAGGAGCCUCUGGCGCUGGCUCCUCGUGUUCCUCGCAAUCUUGCUGUGCGCCCAGCUCUACCUCAGCGUCCGCGACUCCAGCGACGACGUCCUCUCUCAACUCUCAAAGGACUGGAGGUCGGGUGCUCACUUGGCUGGGACCAGACCGGGAGAAUGGCUGAAGGAGAACUCAUACCCGAACGACCUGCGGACCAGGCGGCCCAAGGCGGCGCUGAUCAGUCUGGUGAGGAACGAGGAGCUCGACGGAAUUCUGCAGAGCAUGCGUCAGCUGGAGUUUCGGUGGAACAGGCGGUACCAGUAUCCCUGGGUGUUCUUUAAUGAGAAGCCGUUCUCGGACGAGUUCAAGGCGGCGACCUCGAAUGCGACAUCAGCGCGGACAGAGUAUCACCUCGUCCCUCACGCGCACUGGGUAACACCCUCCCACAUCAACCAGACCCUCUACCACAACUCGCUCGACUACCUCUCUCUGACGUCCGUGGGCAAGGGCCACCUGCUCAGCUACCACGCCAUGAUCCGCUGGCAAUCGGGCUUGUUCUACCUGCACCCGGCGUUGGCGGCGUACGAAUACUACUGGCGCGUGGAGCCGGACGUGCACUUCUUCUGCGACGUGCCGUACGACCCGUUCCGGUUCAUGCAGGCGACGGGGAUGGUGUACGGGUUCAACAUGGCCAUCCUAGACGACGCGCGGAGCUUCGCCUCGCUGUGGUCGACGACCCGCGACUUCAUCACCGCCCAUCCACACUUGGUGCACCCGGACGCCAGCCUCGACUGGCUCCUCGACCCGCAGACGGGCCUGACGUACAACAACUGCCAGUUCUUCUCAAACUUUGAGAUCGGCGCCCUCUCCUUCUUCCGCGACAACGAGGGCAACCGCAGGUACUUUGACUGGCUCGACGACAAGGGCGGCUUCUACUACAGCCGCUGGGGCGACGCGCCUGUGCACACGCUGAGCGUGUCCAUGUUCGCCCCGCCCGACCGGGUCUGGUGGUUCCGCGACAUCGGCUACCAGCACGACAUUGCGCGACACUGUCCACCACAGGGGCCGACCAAGGCUACUACCACCACCCGUUCCAGAUCCAGACCUAGCCAGAGGACCGGCACCGACACCACCACCUCCUCCGAAGGGGGAGAAGACGAAGACGAAUAUGACACCCACCACAGAGGAGGAGGAGGAGGACGACGACGAGGCGAAUCCCAAUCUCGCUUCUGGCUCCCCGACGCAGAAUCCCGCCACUGCACAUGCGAACCCACCUCGCUGGACGAGAACUUUUACAAGCUCGUCCCCAUGGAGUCGCCGCAGCUGAAACCGGCCGACACGUGCAUCCGGCUGUGGUUGGGUGGGGAGUACCUCAGGAAGAAGGCCGGUUGGAGCCAGGACGCGGAGAGGAUGUUGGGCGGCGACGGGUAUGGCGGGUACGUCGACAGUGGGUUGUGA